CAACCCAACCAAGCCACCCCUUUCUCCCAACAGAACAAAUCGGGCUCGUGGGCCAAACCUAGUCCGACCUUCAGCACACCCUUAGGAUGCUGUAGCCUCGGGCAAAGGAUACCGCCGCUUUUUACUCCGCCGCCAACGGCUUUGUUCGAACAAGGCGGGCCGAUUUCAACGGGCGUCCAGGACUAGCAGCCCCCGUCAAGAUCCCGGCUUUCCCAAAUUGUCCAUCGCUCCUGCUAUCAUCAACUUUCGCCGUGCUGUCUUCUUGUUGAUCAUUUGUCACAGGGCAAAGGUUUGCGUGCUAUGGGACUAGUAGACACGCGAACAAGCAACAACGGCCUAUUCCCAGUCCACAAGGAUAACUCGUAGCGCUUCAUUACUAGGCUGUAGACGCAGGCAAGCCAGCUCGCUCCUUCUCCUGCAAAAUAAAUCAAAACCUAGACACUAGGUCUUCCCGGUGUUUCGGUUUUUUUACCUUCGUCGGUGCUUCACCUGUAGCCGUUUCAUUUGCUUCUAAAGCCUUGGCAGCCAUAUUUUCUCGCCAAUGGCGGGCGUCUUGCCAGCGGCGCGGCCUGCAGCUGGAUGGCACGACGAGCGCAAUGAAUCCGUGGAGUCCGACUCGUCGGCGGGAGCCAUAGUCGGCGGCUGGGGCGCCAAGUGGGCCAGCAUGGGGCAAGACAACGAGAGCCCAACGGACGCGCCGGAGGGUCUGCUGCAACUGGCUCGACAGAUCCAGGAACGGCACGAGGAGGACGAGGUGGAGGAGGAGGUGUGGGACGAGGAGGAACACGUGGAGGAGGAGGAGAUCUACCCUGUGGAGCGGUCGUCAAGCGGCCGCAGGAGAGGGAUGGUCGGCGUCGUGACUGGCUGCGGCGUGCCCAUCGACUCCUCGCCUGGAAGCGGGAAGAAGAAGAAGAAGUCGUUUUUCGGGCUCUCGUCCAUCGUGCGCUCGCUAUCGGGUCGGUCGAGGAGGAGCCCUGGCGGGAAGGAGCCGUUGCCUGCUCCUGCAGCGCGCCGAGGCCAGAUCGCGCCCGAGCCGCUGAACUACGCGAGCCCCAAUGACGCGAGCAACAACGCCCACGCACGGGAGGUGCCACAGCCGCAGAAGCUGCAGUUCUCCCAACAGCAGCAGCAGCAGCAGCAGCAGGAAACCUUUACGCUCGCCACGCCAAGCGUGCAUCCGCUGCCGUACCAGCAGCAGCAGAACCAGCAGCUGGAGGAGCAGCAGCAGCCCGCACGAAGCGGUCUGCAGCAGCUGCAGCAGCAGCUGGCAAGUCAAGAGCAGGCGGCGGAGGCCACGUGGAGCAGCGUGCCCAUGAAUCUCGAGGGGCUCCGCGACGUGCUGGACAAGCGCAUGGCGGAGGACCACGACGGCGCGAGCGGAAGGAUGGCGGAAGGCGGUCAGCCCGCGCGCAGGUCGGGGAAUCUGCGGUCGGCGGACAAGUGGCUGCGGCAGAUCGCGGCGGCGGAAGAAGAGGGCCGCCUGGACAUCGCGUCCCGCCUAUUCGAGCUCGCUCAAGAGUGCGGCUCGCAGCCCUUGGAGGUCAUUCUCGAGGCCAAAGAGGCGUUCAACAAGCGCCACGGCCUCGCUCCGCCGCCGUCCGCCAAGACCCCCCCGCGCUCCCCGUUGCGCUCACCGUUCCGCUCGCCCGCGCUAUCUUCGACCGCCACCCGGUCCCCGCUCCGCUCGCCCAUCUCGUCCCCGCUGCGCUGCCUCGCGCCCAAGGCGCUGAGAGACGCGGACUCGUCGGACGAAGAGGCGGAGGAGGACAUGGAGCCGCGCCUGCGCGUGGCGGAAACCGGCGGGGCGCCGCGGAAGCUCCACGUGGAGGAGAUUGAGAUUGAGGACGUGCCUGACGUGGACGGGUACAGCAGCGACGAAGAGAAGAGAGGAGGACACGUGGACGAGGUGGAGGAGGAGGCGGAGGAGGCGUGGGAGGAAGGCGAAGGGAGCGAGGAGGGAGGGAAGCGAGGAUGGCUGACUAGGAUUCGCCAGAAGUCCCCCACUAGCUGCUUCAAGCCGUCCGCCAAGCAGUCAUCGACGCAGCAGCAGCGUCAGCAGCAGCAGCAGCAGCAGCCGUAUCAGCCGCAGCAGCAGGGCGGCGAGAGCGGCAAGGCGUCGCCAGUGCCGGCUAGCCCGGGCAGCGCGGUGCCUGCCGAGAAAGCCGCCGCGGCUCACGCUGCCGCCGCCGCGUUCGCCGGGAUGGGCCAUUACGGCGCGGCGACUGGCGGUGUCGUGACGGAGACGGUAACGGGGGUGACGGAGGUGACGGAGUUGACGGAAAUCGAGUCGGAGUCUAAGUCGGAGACGGAAUCGGAGUCUGAGUCUGAGAUGGAGACGGAGACGGAGCCAACUGGUAACGAGUAUGCGAGGGAGGAGAAGGCGGAGGAGCAAGUCGAGGCCGUGUCGUCGCCGGCAUCGUCGUCCUGCUCGUCGUCGUCGUCUGAGGAGGAGGAGGACGAGGAGUCGCACGUGGAGUCGUUCAAGGAGUCGCACGUUGCGAUGUCGCAGUCGCAGUCGGAGAUGACGGCGCUGACGCGUGACGAGAGCCUGGAGACGGCGAACACGGCCGCAUCGGGCGUGGGAUCGACGUACCUCGAUGCUACAGCCGCCAGUCCCAGCUCGGUCGCUUCUUCCGUCCGCCCUGCUACAGCCGCGCGAUACGCUGCGUUUGAUGCUGCGGGGACUGCGUUCCGCCUGCCGGCUUCCGCCCCGGCGCCCGACGAGUACAAGGGCGGCGCGGCUGCGGCAGCCGCGGCGGCGGCGGCGGUGGCGGCUGCUGCGGCGGCGGAGUUUAAGUCUCCGAUCGACUACGGCAGCGACAGCGACACGGUGAUGCUGCGCGCCAAGCGCGCACCGGACUAUGGCACGGGGAACGCGGACUACAGCCAGAGUGGCAUCCGCGCGGGCCAGCCCCUGCCGCUCCCGCAGGCGCAGGCGCAAGCGGCGAUCGCCGCUGUGCCCGCUUCCGCGACACUCGCGGUAUCUGAGGCGGAGCCGGAGAGCACCUGGGCAGCGGAAUCGGAGGCGGAGGCGGAGUCGGACGCGGAAGGGGAGAGCGGAAAGGCGCAGGGGGAACCCGCAGGGCAGAACGAUGCGUACAGCUCGAGCAGCGAGAGCGAGAGCGACAGUGAGGAGGAGGCGGAGGAACGGCAGAAGGUUGUGCCAGUGCAGUCGUUUUACGGCCAGACAACGAUGGCGCAGCAAGCGGAAGCGAAGGCGGAAGCGGAGGCGAAGGCGGAAGCGGAGGCGAAGGCGGAGGCGGAGGCGGAAGCGGAGGCGGAAGUGGCGAGGAAGGAGAGUGAGGAGGAGGUGAAGGAGGAAGAGGAGGAGGAGGAUGUGUUUGAGGACGAGGAGGAGGAGAACUGGGAGGACUGCAGGAGUGCGGCGGGCGACUGGAGCGAGACGGAGAGCGAGCGCAGCUACAAGCGCGACUACCGGCGCGGCGGAUCGCCGGCGCUCUUUGCUGCUGCUGGCUCGGCGCGCCAAGCCCUGCUUCUACAGCAGCAGCAGCAGCAGCAGCAGCUGUUGCAGCAGCAGAGGCAGGCGCAAGCUGCGGCUGAAGCUGCAGCAGCGGCGGCGGCGGCGGCGGAAGCGGCGGCGGCAGCGGCAGCUGCGAGCAGCAACAGCAGCAGCGCGAGCAGCGGCAGCAGCGACGGCGACUGGGAGCGCGAAGUGACGACGGAGGGCCUGGAGUCGGCGCUCGGACCCAUCAGCCCGCCGUGCAGCCCCCCUGCUGCUACCGCUCCCGCUCCCGCUCCCGCUCCCGCUCUUCCCGCUCCUGCUGCUCCUGCUCCUGAGCCGGCCCGCAAGCCUCUCUCCCCGCCUGCUUCUCAUGCGCCGGUGUCGCCCGCUCGGCCGUCGCCCGUUGCGCUGUCGCAGGCCGCCGCCUCGUCUUCGUCGUCGCCGUCGCCCGUGGCUGAGUCGCGACCUGCGUCGCCUGCUGCUCGUGGGGCGGAGAACCGGCGGGAGAGGGAGGAGGAAGAGGCGGAGCAGGCGGAAGCGCAAGCGGAAGCGGAAGCAGUAGCGGGCGCGGAGAGCGCGGUUGUCCAGACUGUUUCGGAGGUGAGCGCCCGCCUGAAAGCCGCCACUGCGGCCAUACCUGCCGCUGCUCCUGCAGCAGCAACGGUCCCAGCCAAGUCCCCCCUGCGGCAAGCGGCCAAGGCUCCUGUGCCGCUGGAGCUGGCGGGAUUCUUGGCGCCCACUGCGUCCACUGCCAGUAAGACCAAGGCUGCUGCUGCUCUGGGUGCUGCUACUGCUGGCGCUGCUGCUGGCGCCGCUUGGGGCUCGGCUGGUGUGGGCUCUGGAGGGGCUGCUGGUGCUGCUGCGCGUGCGGGACGCAGGACCAGCCUUGCUGGUGGUGCUGCUGGUGCUGCUGCUGGUGCUGCUGCUGGUGGUGGUGCUGGUGGUGGUGUACCGGCAGCAGCAGGAGGAGAGCGUGCUGCGGCGAUUGGUCUGCCUCGAGGCGGCGCUCUCAGCCGGUCGGUCAGUGCUGAUCGCUCCGCCCACCGCCCCUCGUCGGCCACUGCUGCAGCUGGUGGCCCUGGUAGCCAUGGUCCCGUGUCGCCGCUGUCUUCGUCGGUGUCGGCUUUCCACUCGCCUCUGCACUCGCUCGCUGCCGCCCAAUCUCUCUCAUCCGCCGCCCGCGCCAAUGCAUCUCCCAGCCGGGCAGGAGGAGUAGGCAAGGGCGUUGGCGCUGGAGCUGCUGCUGCCGCUGCUGGUUCUGCUGCCAGCAACCCCAGCAACACCCUGGGUGCAGGGUCCAGGCGCCUGCUGAUGCUGCAGGACCCGCCUGCUAGCACCGCCGGAACCGGUACCGGCAAGGGGGGGAGGGGCAAGGGCGGUAGUGGGGACGCGGAGGAGGAGGGAAGCUUUGGAGCGGCAGCGGGGCUGGAGGUGCCUGAGAAGGGCAUGGGGUCUCUGAUUAAGGGAGUGGGGAGGGGCACCGACGCCUUGGGAUUCCCAAAGCAGCAGCAGCCGCAGCAGCAGCAGCAGGGAGGGGCAGCGGCUGCGCUGGUAACGGCAGUGGCGGCGGCAGCAGCGGCUGCGCCAGUGUCUGUUGCGGCUGAAGCGGCGGCGGUGGCAGGGAUCGGGAUGAAGGGGCACGAGGUGGUGGUGGGCGGCGGAACGAGCUUUGGAUACCGUGGAGGUCAGAGCACUGGUGAUCCUGCUGCUGCUGCUGCGGCGGCUGGGAGGAGGGCCUCUCUUGCAGGCACAUCCAAGAUGAAAGCUCCUGGCGGUGGUGCUGCAGUAGCAGGAGGAGGAGCAGCAGCAGCAGGCGGGGGAGGGGUUGGUAGCAGCCGGCGCAUGGCAGGAGCAGCAGCCGGUGGUGGGGAGUCAAGAGGAGGGCUGCAGCCGUUGCGUCAGUCGGUGUCGCAUCACCGCAGCAGCUUGGGCGGUGGCAGCUCGUUUGCGGCAGAGCAUCGCAUGGACGCGCUCAGCAGCGGCCGUGGCAGCCACAGCAUCAGCAGCACCAACCACCACUCUGCCGCCAUCGCUGCCGUCGCUGCUGCGGCUAGCAGGGGGGGGGGAGGAGGAGGAGGAGGAGGAGGGGGGCAGAAGAAGAGCGGGUGGGAGUCGUCGCUGCGUGACGGCCGCAGCGGCGGGUUCAACACGAGCCUCAGGCGUGCCAGCACCUUCGGCAGCAAUAGUGGCACAGCCACCGCCGCUGCUCACGCUGCUGCUACCAGGCCGGGGGUAUCGCCUCUGCGCUCUGGCAUCGGCAGGGGAGGAGCAGGAGGAGCAGGAGGAGCUGGAGGAGGAGCGGAAGCAGCAGCAGCGGCAGCAAGGAGGCUGUCGGUGGGAACAGACCGGACAGCAGCGAGCAGCACGGCGGGGAGUGUGGCGGACCCGGACGACGUGGCGGGGGGGGGGAGUGCGGAGGAGAGGGGCGAUGCGCUGGCGGUGCAGUUUCAGAAGUGGACCACGAGCCUGAGGAGCCCCAGCCCCAAGGCCGGGGCCGUGGAGAGGCCCCCGUGGGGCGGACCCAGGGGGGGGAGGCCGGCGGGUAAUGCGCAGAGGAACGGUGGCACUGUGCAAGGCAGGAAGCUGUCUGCGCCAACUGCCUCGUCUCGCAUUCUGUGAAGAGUGGAGCGGCAGCAGGGCAGUUGUGAAGGAGAGAAGAGAGGGGGGAGGCUGAUGAUGAGAGGGGGGAGUGGGGGGGUGGAUGAUGUGAUGGGUGGAGAGGAGUGGAGAGGUGGUCAUGGGUGCCAGGGGAGGGGGUAGAGAAUUCCUUACACGUGCUUUAUAUACAGGAACCAGUAACACAUACUGAGUGGUUCCGGGAGAAUUGCAGCCUGGCGAGAGGUCUGGUAGUGGUUGGAGGGGGGAGGUGGCAGGAAGCUAGAAUGAUGGAACUUAUGUACUUGUGUGCUUAUGUAGGGAUGUAGGCUGUAGCUUUGAGUUGGAAUAAGUGUGCAUCAGAAUAGUGCUGGAUAUAGUGGUAAAUAGAAUUCUGAAGAACAUUGGUUCUGGUUUUCAUAAGUGAAU
Messenger RNA from Closterium sp. NIES-67, 6487 nucleotides. The record is from the annotation of a GenBank genome assembly. Lineage: Eukaryota; Viridiplantae; Streptophyta; Zygnematophyceae; Desmidiales; Closteriaceae.